Molecule: messenger RNA, 2565 nt
Organism: Rotaria sp. Silwood1
Lineage: Eukaryota; Metazoa; Rotifera; Eurotatoria; Philodinida; Philodinidae
Source: the annotation of a GenBank genome assembly
AUGGCUCCAGGACAGAAAAAACCACAACAAAAUGGACAAAAAAAGAAAGGAUAUAAUCCAUAUAAUAAAUUUAAAAAUCGAUUUUGGAAAAAGAAUAAAAAAGAUAAUGAAAACUCAUCGAAACAGGAUGAUGAACGACAUAAUCAAAAUCAUUCACAUGUAGGACCUUCAAGUCCAGUUAAAUUUAUACAAACACCUAUAACUACUUAUAUUGAUAUUACUGAAAGACCAGCACGUUACCGUGGUUGGUCACUGUAUUUUCCAGAUACAGACAAAGAAUCUGAUCCAAGUUAUUUAUCGGUUUGUCUAUUAUUUGAAGAUUAUUUUAAACGUAUGAAAAAUUUAUAUGAUUAUUCUGAAAUUGAACAAAAACAAUCGUUUACUAUUAAUUAUCAUGAAGUACUUGAAGAUUCAGCUUUUCAAGACAAAAAACAAACUUGGAGUUUAUUCUUUUCCGAUCAAAAUGAAACAACAAUGCGAGUUAUUGGUUUAGCUAUGCAUCAAUGCAUUAUUGAUGAACAAGAAGAAAAAGAUCGAUUAGCAGCUAAUGAAUGUAAUCAUCCAACAGUACCACUUAUUGAUCUUCCAGUAAUUCAUGCACGUUUAGUUAAUUUUUCACCAAUGGUUCGAUUAAAAGAUGUCAAAGCUCAAGCUUAUGGUAAAUUCGUGUCGAUUCGAGGAGUUGUUGUACGUGUAAGUAAUUCACAAUGUUUGGUCGUUCGUCUGGCAUACGAAUGUUCAACAUGUCGACAUACAUUUGGUGUAACAUGUGAAAAUGGUAAACAUACAGAACCAGAACGUUGUCCAACACCAGGUUGUAUUGGUCGAUCAUUUGCUCAACAACGUUCUCAUCCAUUAACAACUAUUAUUGAUUGGCAAACAAUUCGUUUGCAAGAAGUUGCUGCAGAAGCAUCACGAGCACCUGGUCGUAUUCCACAAACAAUUGAAUGUGAACUGACAAAUGAUCUUGUUAAUAGUGCUAUUCCAGGUGAUGUUGUAGUUGUUUCUGGUGUUGUAAAAUUAAUGGUAGAUGAAAAUAGUGGUUUACGUAAAAUAUCUGAUCAAUCAUUACUUCAAGUUUAUAUUGAUGUUAAUUCAGUUGUUAAUCAACGAUUAAAUACUUCUGAUGCAGCAUUAGGUGGUAACAGUUUAAUGAAUACAAUGGAUUUUUCUUUAUUUGAUUUAUAUGGUAUUCAACAAAUUCAACAACAAAAAAAUGUUUUAAAACUUCUUGUUCAUUCACUUUGUCCAAGUAUAUAUGGACAUGAACUUGUUAAAGCCGCAUUAUUAAUGGCUUUAUUUGGUGGAUUAGUUCGAAAUGAAGAUGGUGCUUCACAUAUUCCAAUUCGUUCUGAUCCACAUGUAUUAAUCGUUGGUGAUCCAGGUCUCGGUAAAAGUCAAUUGCUUCAUGCUUGUGUUAGUGUUGCACCAAGAGGUGUAUAUGUUUGUGGUACAAGUUCAACACAAUCUGGUCUUACAGUUACAUUACAUAAAGAUAAAGAUGGAGACUUAAUGUUAGAUGCUGGUGCACUUGUUAUGGCUCAUCAAGGUUGUUGUUGUAUUGAUGAAUUUGAUAAAAUGAUAUCACAACAACAAGUAUUACUUGAAGCCAUGGAACAACAAUGUGUAUCUAUAGCUAAAGGUGGUAUUAUGGCAAGUAUACCAGCUCGAACAUGUGUUAUUGCUGCUGCAAAUCCAGUUGGUGGACAUUAUAACAAAGCAAAAACAGUAGCUGAAAAUUUAAAAUUAAAAGGACCAAUUUUAAGUCGUUUUGAUCUUGUCUUUAUUCUUAUUGAUCGAGCUGAUGAUGAACUUGAUUAUCGUUUAUCUGAACAUGUUCUUGCUCAACAUAAUCGUUCAAUUCGUUCAUCACAUAAUAAUACAACAGUGAGUUUAAAUCGAACACAAAAUGAAGCAGUAACAGUGAAUCAUCGUCCAGAACAAAUAUCAUCAACACUUCAUGAAGAAAUUCCAUUACUUGAACAUUUACGUCUUAAACUUGGUGAAUCGAUUGAACCAGUUGGACCAAAUCUUUUACAAAAAUAUAUUGCUUAUGCACGUCGAUAUGUCAAACCUCGUCUUACACGUGAAGCAAUUGAUAUUCUUAAAAAGUUUUAUUUUGAAUUACGUAUUGCUCAUCAACGUGAUGGAACAACUCCUAUUACUUUACGUCAACUUGAAUCAUUAAUGCGUCUAACUGAAGCUCGUGCAAAACUUGAAUUACGGGAAGAAUGUACUAAAUCAGAUGCUCUAGAUGUUGUACAAAUAAUGAAAGCUAGUAUGAUCGAUACAUAUACUGAUGAAAAUGGUCAACUUGAUUUUUCACGACUACAACAUGGUUCCGGAAUGAGUCGAGCAUCAGAAGUUAAGAAAAUGAUGAAUGCUAUUCGAUGUGUUAGUGAAAAAAAGACAAAUCCUCUAUUUUCAAUAGCUGAACUUAAACAAAUAGCAACAGAUAUUAAAAUGAAUAUGGAUAGGUUUGAUGAAUUAGUAGCAAAACUCAAUGAUAAUGGAUAUUUAUUGAAAAAAGGUCAUAAUUUAUAUCAAGUUUCUUUAGUUGAAUAG